UCUGUUCCACUUACACUUGCUGUGUUGUCUUCUCAGUCCCCCAGGUGGUGGUGGAUUCAGGGGUGGAGUCUGUCCUGUUGGACUGUAGAACCACACUUAAGUUACGUGAAGGUGCUAAAGUGGAGUGGAGAGACGCUUACAGGAAGGUCCAUGUGUAUCAGGAUGGCUCGACUAAGCCAGAGAAACAGGAUCAGGUGUACAGAGGCCGAACAGAGAUGAAUAAAGAUGCGCUGAGGACUGGAGACCUCAGUCUGACCCUGAGAUACCCCACAAUCACAAACAGCUACACCUGCACCCUUUAUGACAGGGAGGAACACAUCCUGCUGAAGAAACAAGUGGUGCUCAAUGUCAGAGUUUACCAGGUGGCCGUGGAUUCAGGGGAGAUGUCUGUCCAACUGCCCUGUGAAACCACACUUGAGUUGCCUCAUGAUGCUAAAGUGGAGUGGAGAGACACUUACAAGAAGGUCCAUGUGUAUGAGGAUGGCUCUAAUAAACCAGA
Molecule: messenger RNA, 499 nt
Organism: Haplochromis burtoni (Burton's mouthbrooder)
Lineage: Eukaryota; Metazoa; Chordata; Actinopteri; Cichliformes; Cichlidae
Source: RefSeq, a predicted model, not a curated record